CGAGCCAAGCCGAGGCAGGCUGUGUGUGAAUGGGAGACCUCGCCGCGCUCCUGCGCUCUGUGAUCUCUGCUCUCUGGAUUAUUCCUCACUUUUUAAAAACCCGCAGGAUUUUGUGGUGACCUGUGCGGGCUCCUCUUGCUGCCUCCAGCUGAGCUUACCUCACUCAGGUUUUAUGUGAGGAGAAGAAGAAGAAAGGCAGCAGAAGCGCGUGGGACUGUGUGGAUUUAAAUAACUGAUCGGACUUUUCUGCGCGUCCCUGUGCAGCCAUGCCCCACUGAAGCCGACUCUUCACCAGACCUGCCGCCAGCUCUUCUCUCCUUUUCCUCCUCCCCCCUCUCCUCCUCUGCCCCUUCAUCCUUUCCUCUUCGUGUCCACCAUGGUCUUCUCCUGUUCCUCUCCUCUGCUCCUCCUCCCUCUCCUCUCCCUUGUCCUCUUUUCCUCCCCUAUCCUCUCUGCCCCUGCUGCUCCUCCGCCUCCCUCCGUGCCAUCGGGCAGAGUGGUGUACCGGGCCUUUGACACCUCCCUCACCCACCUGACCGUCCACCAGAGUACAGGUGAGGUGUAUGUCGGAGCAGUGAACCGAGUGCUGAAGCUGUCAGCUAAUCUGACGGAGCUGCGGAGUCACAUGACCGGACCUGUGGAGGACAAUGCUAGCUGUUACCCUCCACCCAGCGUCAGGUCCUGCGCUCAUCGACUGGAGAUGUCAGAUAACGUGAAUAAGCUCUUACUAGUGGAUUAUAUUGGAAACAGACUGGUGGCAUGCGGCUCCAUCUGGCAGGGCGUCUGUCAGUUCCUCAGGCUGGAGGAUCUCUUCAAACUGGGGGAACCGCAUCACCGCAAGGAGCACUACUUGUCUGGAGCCCGAGAGGCUGAUGGGAUGGCAGGUGUGAUUGUUGAAGACCACUGGUUGGAUGACCCAAAGAGAAAGAUGCUGGAGAAGACCAAGAGCCACUUGUUCAUCGGAGCCGCCAUCGAUGGAAAGUCGGAAUAUUUCCCCACGCUGUCCAGCAGGAAGCUGGUGGUUGAUGAGGAGAGCGUUGAUAUGUUCUCUCUGGUUUACCAGGAUGAGUUCGUCUCCUCGCAGAUCAAGAUCCCAUCCGACACCCUGUCACUCUACCCUGCCUUCGACAUCUACUACGUCUACGGCUUCUCCAGUCGCACGUACGUGUACUUCCUGACGCUGCAGCUGGACACACAGCUGACUCAGAUGGAUGCCGGAGGAGAGAACUUCUUCACAUCUAAGAUUGUGAGGAUGUGCUCUGAUGACACCGAGUUCUACUCAUAUGUAGAGUUUCCUCUGGGCUGCACAAAAGAUGGCAUAGAGUACCGAUUGGUCCAGGCCGCCUACAAGCAAAAACCAGGGCGGCGGCUGGCACAAGCGCUCGGCCUUUCUGAAAACGACGACAUCCUGUUUGUCGUCUUCUCACAGGGUCAGAAGAACCGCUCCAACCCACCAAGAGAGACGGUCCUCUGUCUGUUCACCCUCCAUGACAUCAACCUGGCCAUGAGAGAAAGGAUCCGCUCCUGUUACCGUGGAGAGGGACGGCUCUCGUUACCGUGGUUACUGAACAAAGAGCUGCCCUGCAUCCACACUCCGAAGCAGAUCGGAGAUGAUUUCUGCGGUUUGGUACUGAACCAGCCGCUCGGAGGCCUGAGGGUGAUCGAGGGACAGCCGCUGUACGAGGACCGGACCGAGGGCAUGGGCGCCGUGGCCGCAUACACCUACGGGGAGCACACGGUGGUGUUCGUGGGAACCCGGAGUGGACAGCUGAAGAAGAUCCGCGUGGAUGGGAUCCCGCCGCCGGCCGAGAACGCUUUGCUGUAUGAGACAGUGACUGUGGUGGAGGGCAAGCCGAUCCUGAGAGACAUGGUGUUCAGUCCUGACCAUCAGUACAUCUACCUGCUCAGUGACAGACAGGUGAGCAGACUGCCGGUGGAGAGCUGUGAGCAGUACAGCAGCUGCUCAGACUGUCUGGGAUCAGGAGACCCUCACUGUGGAUGGUGUGUCCUCUUCAACAACAGCAUGUCAGUCACCUCCCCGGCAAUGCAGUUAACCAUUCAGGUGCAGAACGUCCCUGCGCUGUCUGGUGGGGUUACCUGUGUGUUUGAGGACCUGAGUAAUGCUCCCGGAGAGGUGCGGGCCAAAGGUCAGGUGAUGUGUAUGUCACCAUCACUGAGGGACCUUCCAGCACAGACACACUCCUUUGGAGCGAAACGAGUGGUGCAGCUCAGCCUUCGCUCCACAGAGACUGGACACCAGUUCAUCACCACAAACCUCAUCUACUACAACUGCUCUGUGCUCAACUCGUGCACUUCCUGUGUCAGCAGUGAGUUUCCGUGUCAUUGGUGUAAAUAUCGUCACAUCUGCACCAACAACCUGCAGGACUGCUCCUUCCAGGAGGGACGAGUCAGCAACAUGGAGGGUUGUCCUCAGAUAAUCCCUACCUCUGACAUCCUGGUUCCAGCCGGGAUGGUUCGUCCAAUCACGCUGAGAGCUCGUAACCUUCCCCAACCUCAGUCCGGUCAGAAAAACUACGAGUGUGUGUUUAACAUCCAGGGAAAAGUCCAGCGCAUCCCCGCCGUCCGCUUCAACUCCUCCUGCAUUCAGUGUCAGAACACCUCGUAUUGGUAUGAAGGGGACGAGGCUGGUGAUCUCCCGGUGGAUUUCUCCAUUGUCUGGGAUGGAGAUUUCUUCAUCGACAAGCCCGCGUCUAUGAAAGCGUUGCUGUACAAGUGUGAGGCUCAGCGCUCCAGCUGUGGUCAGUGCCUCAAAGCUCCAACUGCCUUCGAGUGCGGGUGGUGCACCGAAAGCAGGAAGUGCCUCCUCCGACAGCACUGCCCGUCCCCCGAACAGAACUGGAUGCACUACACCCGACACAACCUGCGCUGCAGCCACCCACGCAUCACCAAGAUCAGUCCAGUGACAGGACCCCGGGAAGGAGGGACUCGGGUGACAAUCGAGGGGGAGAACCUGGGUCUUCAGGUGAAGGAGAUCGCCCAUGUUCAGGUGGCGGGAGUCCGCUGUAACCCCAUCCCCUCGCAAUACAUCAGCGCAGAGAGGAUCGUCUGUGACAUGGCCGAGGCUCUUCUGCCUCACUCUCCAGGCGGUCGGGUAGAGGUCUGCAUCGGCUUGUGCAACGAAGAAUAUCGAGCUUUCUCCAGUGACACGUACGCCUUCGUGAGCCCGACUUUCAGCCGUGUCCAUCCAGAGAAGGGACCUGUUUCUGGGGGAACCAGACUGACGGUGAUGGGUCGACACCUGAAUGCCGGCAGCUCUGUCACUGUCUACAUAAACAAGGAGGAGUGUCUGUUUGUCAAACGAACUGAUCGGGAGAUAGUUUGCAUAACUCCCAGCUCCACGUCAGGCACGGGCGAAGCCCCCAUCCGUCUGAAGAUUGAUAGGGCCGAGGUUACAAGCACAGAUACCAAGUACACAUACACGGAUGACCCAACCAUCACCAGCAUUGAACCAAACUGGACCAUCCUCAAUGGCAGUACGCUGAUAACGGUGACGGGAACCAACCUGCACACCAUCCAGGAGCCCAAAGUCAGAGCCAAAUAUGGAGGAGUGGAAACUAACAAUUACUGCACUGUAGUCAAUGACAGCACAAUGACAUGCUUGGCUCCUGGUCUGGUCUACACUAAACCCGACCCGCCAGAGGGGGCGCUGCGGCCCGAUGAGUUUGGCUUCAUCUUCGACCAGGUGUCCUCUUUGCUGGUGCUUAACUCCACCCCCUUUACACACUACCCGAACCCAACCUUUGACUCCUUGGGGAACUCUGGGAUCCUCGAGGUGAAACCAGGGUCACCCAUCAUCCUCAAGGGUAAAAAUUUGAUCCCUCCUGCCCCUGGUAACAACCGCCUGAACUACACAGUCCUGAUUGGAGAGUCACCCUGCCUCCUAACCGUGUCAGAGAACCAGCUGCUUUGUGAUUCACCGGAUAUCACCGGAGAAAAGAGAGUCGUGAUCUUGGUGGGUGGUCUGGAGUACUCCCCGGGCAUGCUCCAUAUCUACUCCGACAGUGCCUUGACGCUGCCUGCCAUCAUUGGGAUCGGAGCAGGCGGAGGCGUGCUGCUCAUCGCGAUCAUCGCAGUGUUGAUCGCUUACAAGAGGAAGACCCGUGAUGCCGACCGCACGCUCAAACGCCUCCAGCUGCAGAUGGACAACCUGGAGAGCCGGGUGGCGCUAGAGUGCAAAGAGGCCUUUGCGGAACUGCAGACAGACAUCCAAGAACUUACCAAUGACAUGGAUGGAGUGAAGAUUCCCUUCUUGGAAUAUCGGACAUACACCAUGAGGGUCAUGUUCCCUGGGAUAGAAGAACACCCCGUCCUCAAAGAGCUUGACUCUCCAGCCAAUGUGGAGAAAGCUCUGCGUCUCUUCAGCCAGCUGCUGAACAACAAGAUGUUCCUGCUGACCUUCAUCCACACGCUGGAGGCUCAGAGGUCGUUCUCCAUGAGAGACAGGGGGAACGUCGCCUCCCUGCUCAUGGCUGCUCUGCAGGGUCGGAUGGAAUAUGCUACAGUGGUGUUAAAACAGCUGCUGGCCGACCUGAUUGAGAAAAACCUGGAGAACAGAAACCAUCCCAAACUGCUGCUGAGGAGGACCGAGUCUGUUGCUGAGAAGAUGCUGACGAACUGGUUCACUUUCCUCCUCCAUCGAUUCCUCAAGGAGUGUGCGGGCGAGCCUCUCUUCAUGCUGUAUUGUGCCAUAAAGCAGCAGAUGGAGAAGGGACCGAUUGACGCCAUCACCGGAGAAGCUCGUUAUUCUCUCAGUGAAGACAAACUCAUCCGACAGCAGAUCGACUACAAACAGCUGUGGCGUCAGGGUCGGCUCACAAGGAUCAUCCUGCAGGACGAAGACGUGACAACUAAGAUAGAGAGCGACUGGAAGAGACUCAACACGCUGGCGCACUACCAGGUAACAGACGGCUCCGUGGUGGCGCUCGUCCAGAAGCAGGUUUCUGCCUACAACAUCGCCAACUCCUUCACCUUCACCAGAUCGCUGAGCAGAUACGAGUCUUUACUGAGAACAUCCAGCAGUCCCGACAGCCUGAGAUCCAGAGCUCCAAUGAUCACCCCAGACCAGGAAACUGGAACUAAACUGUGGCACCUGGUGAAAAAUCAUGAGCACAGCGACCAGAGAGAAGGAGACCGUGGCAGCAAGAUGGUUUCUGAAAUCUACCUGACCAGACUUCUAGCAACCAAGGGGACGCUGCAGAAGUUUGUGGAUGACCUGUUUGAGACUGUGUUUAGCACCGCCCAUCGUGGCUCUGCACUCCCAUUGGCCAUAAAAUACAUGUUCGACUUCUUAGACGAGCAGGCCGACAAACGACAGAUAACUGACCCAGACGUCCGACACACCUGGAAGAGCAACUGCCUUCCUCUCAGGUUCUGGGUGAAUGUUAUUAAGAAUCCUCAGUUUGUGUUCGACAUCCACAAGAGCAGCAUCACCGACGCUUGCUUGUCAGUCGUCGCUCAGACCUUCAUGGAUUCCUGCUCGACGUCUGAACAUCGGCUCGGCAAAGACUCUCCAUCCAACAAACUGCUCUACGCGAAGGACAUCCCCAACUACAAGAGCUGGGUGGAAAGGUAUUACAGGGAUAUAGCCAAGAUGCCUAGCAUCAGCGAUCAGGACAUGGACGCAUACCUGGUGGAGCAGUCCCGACUCCACGGAAAUGAGUUCAACACACUGAGUGCACUCAGCGAGCUCUACUUCUACAUCAACAAGUACAAGGAAGAGAUCCUAACAGCACUGGACCGGGAUGGGUACUGUCGCAAACACAAACUGAGGCACAAACUGGAGCAAGCCAUCAAUCUGAUGUCUGGAAGCAGCUGAGAGAAGGGGA
Messenger RNA from Pundamilia nyererei, 5846 nucleotides. It is a transcript of the gene plxna3, whose product is annotated as plexin A3. Gene Ontology annotation, molecular function: semaphorin receptor activity; protein binding. Bases 377 to 5836 code for a protein of 1819 amino acids. NCBI's taxonomy places the organism in Eukaryota, Metazoa, Chordata, Actinopteri, Cichliformes, Cichlidae. The transcript has 37 exons. Gene Ontology annotation, cellular component: plasma membrane; semaphorin receptor complex. The record is from RefSeq and is a predicted model, not a curated record. Gene Ontology annotation, biological process: semaphorin-plexin signaling pathway; regulation of cell migration.